CCUACAUGGAAAACGCGGGUUUUAAGUGUGGAAAUAUAUUUUAAUUUAUGAAAAGACUUAUCAACAAACGUGUAAAUAUGUAAUUUACACGGCUGUCUAUAUCUCUUAUUAUCAUAUUGUAUUUGCAGUAUCACAAAGGCUAGUCCAGUAUGUAUUCGGUGUGUAAGCAGAUUCACCCGCCAACUGGAAUCGAGCACUGUGUUUACUGCAACUUCUACAACUCGUGGGAGAAGAACUUGAUCAUAGCCGGAGUGAACCAGCUUCACGUCUACAGACUCAACAGCGAGCCAGAGAUUGGUAGCGCAGUUCAAGAUGAUAAACCUACUGAGCGGAAGACGCGGCUGGAGUGUCUGGGAAGUUUCAGUUUGUUUGGUAACAUCAUGUCACUACAGACCGUCAAGUUGGCUGGGUCACAGAGAGAUGCUUUGCUGCUGAGUUUUGCUGAUGCCAAGCUUUCUGUUCUGGAGUACGAUGUCGGAACACAUGAUCUUAAGACGUCAUCUCUUCACCAGUUUGAAGAAGUCGAUCUGAAAGAUGGGUUUUUCAACCCUCAUUUUAUUCCGACUCUGCGUGUGGACCCAGACGGGCGGUGUGCCGCGAUGCUAGCGUUUGGCACUCGGAUGGUCAUCCUCCCAUUCCGUAGAGACGUCACAGUCGAAAACCUCGAUUCUAUCUACGGCGGAACUACUCAGUCAAAGUCGCCAAUCUUGUCAUCAUACAUAAUUGACCUGCGCAAGUUUGACGAGAAAAUAUCCAAUGUCAAGGACUUCCAGUUUCUCCAUGGUUACUACGAGCCAACCAUCUUCAUUCUAUAUGAACCGCUGAUGACGUGGGCUGGACGGACAGCUGUUCGGACAGACACCUGUAACAUCGUUGCUAUUUCUUUGAAUUUACAACAAAAAGUCCAUCCUGUCAUUUGGUCACUAGGUAGUCUCCCCUUUGAUUGCUUCAUGGCCUUGGCAAUACCGAAACCAAUAGGUGGUGUUCUGGUGUUUGCCGUCAACUCUCUGCUGUAUCUCAGUCAAAGUGUGCCACCGUACGGCGUGUCGCUAAACAGCUUUGUCGAUAUCAGUUCAUCGUUUCCUCUGCGCCGACAAGACGUAAAACUGGCUCUAGACUGUACACAGGCCUGUUUGAUUUCCUACGACAGAUUGGUGCUCUCUCUUAAAGGAGGAGAAUUGUUCGUGCUGACACUGGUUGUGGAUGGGAUGCGAUCUGUGAGAAGUUUUCACUUUGAUAAAGCCGCGUCUAGCGUCCUCACUACCUGUAUGUGUUUGUGUGAUGACGGAUUUCUCUUUCUCGGAUCUCGAUUGGGAAACUCGCUCUUGUUAAAAUACAACGAAAAAGCUCAGGAUAAAGUGGAGAAAGUGGAAGCAGACAAAAAAUCUGGUGAACCGGCUGCCAAAAAACGACGAGGGGAAGGUGCAGACCAGCUUGCAUCGGAUGUUUCAGAAAUAGAAACCCUGGACUUGGAGGUGUACGGUACAAGUGAAAAUCAAGGGCCGACCACCAUUGCAUCGUAUGUAUUCGAGGUCUGUGACAACAUCUGGAACAUCGCCCCGUGUGGACAGAUACAGAUGGGAGAUCCUGCCUUCUUGUCUGAAGAGUUCAGCAGUACUCUGGAUCCUGACCUUGAACUUGUCACCACCUCGGGCUAUGGGAAGAAUGGAGCUCUGUCAGUGCUGCAGAGAAGCAUCAGACCGCAGGUCGUCACGACCUUUGAGCUGCCCGGCUGUAUUGAUAUGUGGACAGUGUUCAGCUCCAGCACGGCCAAGGAUGAGACCAGCAAUGCUGAUGUUGUGGGUGAUGGUGAAGAAGAAAACAAGACAGAUAUUACCGGAGGCCAUGCUUAUCUUAUCUUGAGUCGAGCAGAAACCAGCAUGAUUCUUCAGACCGGUCAGGAAAUCAUGGAGUUGGAUCACAGCGGCUUCAGCACGGAGACGGCCACCAUCUUCGCUGGCAACAUCGGCGACAACAACUACAUCCUGCAGGUGUCCACCAACGGCGUCCGCCUUCUGGAGGGAGUGAAACAACUUCAAGUCAUUCCUAUGGACAUGGGUUCGCCGAUCAUCAGCUGCAGCAUUGCGGACCCGUACAUUCUGAUCAUGAGCGAGGAAGGGCAGAUAAUGCUGCUCACACUCAAAGAAGACAGCUACGGCUCGGGGGUCCGACUUGCCGUCAUUAAACCACAGAACCUAACGGAGAACCCCAAGAUCCUGGCAAUGUGUACGUACAAGGACAUCAGUGGUCUGUUCACGACGUCGUCAAUCAAAGGUGAAGAAGAGAGACCAGUGGACAAGCCCAGCAAGUCAACGCUGGAAACGGUCCUGCCAAUGGAUCACAGCACAAUAGAUGACGAGGAUGAGCUGUUGUAUGGGGAAUCUGACACCUCAGUGUUUACGUCAUCCUUUGAUCUCGGCAGCAAGGACAGCGGCAAAGACAAAAAACAAGAGCCACAGGUGCAAGAGGUGAAACCAUCUCACUGGUGUAUCAUCACAAGAGAGAAUGGAGUUCUAGAGGUCUUCACUCUGCCAGAUUUUAAGAUAUGUUACUAUGUGAAAAACUUCCCAGUUGGUCAGAAGGUGUUAGUCGACAGUGUGCAUGUAGCCGACAGCAUUUCAAAACCAAGCAGCAGUAGCAGCAAUGUAUCGAGUGGUGACAAGAACGUCGCAGAAAUACCCGUCGUUCAAGAGCUGCUGAUGGUCGGGCUGGGACACAACAAGACAAAACCUUACCUCUUGGCCAGAGUAGAAAGCACUCUGCUCAUCUAUGAAGCCUUUCCGUUCCAACAAAGUCAGCAGGAGACGUCUGCCUCUGGCCAGAAGGACAACCGUCUUAAAGUGCGCUUCAAGAAGAUCAACCACAGUCUGAUAGCUCACGAGAAGAAGAAAUCGAAGAAGAAAUCGGACGGUGAGGAGAAAGAGGAAGAAUCGAAGAAGCUGUCUAGGGUUACCCAGCUGCGAUAUUUUGAAGAUGUGUCCGGUUACUCAGGAGUGUUUAUCUGUGGCCCGUAUCCUCACUGGCUCUUCAUGACAUCCAAGGGGUCACCACGGAUACACCCGAUGGGAAUUGAUGGCCCGGUGAAGAGUUUCUCCUCCUUUCACAACGUAAACUGUCCACGAGGCUUUCUCUACUUCAACAGACAGGGUGAACUGCGAAUCUGUGUUCUGCCGACUCAUGUGACGUACGAUGCUCCCUGGCCAAUCAGAAAAGUCCCACUGAGAUGCACCCCACUGUUCCUGUGUUACCACGCAGAAAGCAAGACUUAUGCUGUGGUGACCAACAUUCCGGAACCGUGCAAUAAACUGCCGAAAACAACAACAGAUGAACGAGAAUGGGAUGUUUUGGAGAAAGAUGAUCGUAGUAUCUACCCACUGAUGGACCGCUACACCAUGCAGCUGUUCACUCCAAGUUCAUGGGAGGUCAUUCCAAACUGCAGCUAUGAGACAGAGGAGUGGGAGCAGGUAACCGUGUUGAAAACCGUCAUGUUGAAGUCCGAGGGAACCAUGUCGGGCGUCAAGGGCUAUAUCGCCAUGGGAACCAACUUCAGUCUUGGAGAGGAAAAUGUUUCCAGGGGAAAGAUCAUCAUAUUUGAUGUCAUUGAGGUGGUUCCCCUGCCUGGACAGCCACUGACAAAAACACGCUUUAAGUUGAUUUACGAGAGAGAACAGAAAGGCCCGCUGACAGCAUUAGCCCAUCUGAAUGGAUUACUGGUUUCAGCUAUUGGACAAAAGAUCUACAUCUGGUCCCUGAAGGACAAUGAUCUCAGCGGGGUGGCAUUCAUCGACACACACAUUUACAUCCAGACCCUGAACGUGGUGAAAAAUCUCAUCCUGGCCGGGGACCUGCUCAAGAGUAUUACCGUCUACCGAUUCCAGGAGGCACUGCGUGUCUUGUCCAUAGUCAGCAGGGAUGUUAAACCACUUGAAGUAUAUGCUACAGAAUUUCUGAUAGACAACACUUCGCUUAGCUUCUUGGUGUCCGAUCGAAAUAAAAACAUAUUUGUCUAUCAGUAUCACCCAGAAGCGCGCGAGAGUCACGGGGGCCAGAGACUGGUGAGGAAGGCAGACUUCAACAUCGGCUCGCACAUCAACAGCAUGUUCCGCGUCUGCUGCAAGCUGGCCGAUCCCACGUCCGAGAAGAGCAGACUGGCAGCAAAAAGACAGGUCACGUUCUUCGCUACACUAGAUGGCAGUCUGGGCUUCCUGCUUCCUCUGUCGGAGAAGGUCUACCGACGACUCUUCAUGUUGCAGAACGCUCUCACCGUUCACAUACCCCACACAGCUGGACUUAAUCCCAAAACAUACAGAGCAGUAAAGAUGUCGUUCCCGGACUUGUCGAAUCCCCAGAAAAACAUUCUCGAUGGUGAGCUGCUGUGGAAGUUUCUGCACUUGAAUCUGAUGGAGAGAAACGAGCUGUCUCGACGCAUUGGAACCAGCACAGAUCAGAUUUUGGAUGAUCUUCUAGAGAUAGACAGACUGACAGCACACUUCUGAUUGGAUGGUUAACCCAUAUUUAAAUAUUACAGAUUGGUAGCACGCUUCUGAUUGGGUGGUUAGCCCAUAUUUAAAUAUUACAGACUGACAGCACACUUCUGACUGGAUGGUUAACCCAUAUAUAAAUAUUACAGACUGGUAGCACAUUUCUCAUUGGACAGUUAAGCCACAAUAAAUUUAAAUAUUGUGGAAUUAUGCAUCCAGUGUGCUCACUGCUGCCAAGGUUUUGUUGCUUAGAAGCUUUACCACCAAGAUGUACACUACAGUCAGACAAACUCAGUAAAUCUGGUGUGUGUGGAAGACAAUGCAUUAACACCAAGACAAAUUUAAAAUAAAAAUGAACAGGUUUUUUGACUAAGAAAAUUGAAGUUGCUUGUUGUGACUUCGAAGUUGAGCCAUGGUGAACAUCUUACAAUGAGAGAUGUGGCUAGUUCAGAGUCCAUUAGUCAGACAUAUGGUUAAGGAUCACACAGAUAUUGAGAGAGGAAACGUGCUGUUGCCACUUCAUGAGCUACUCUUUUCGAUUAGCAGCAAGGAAUAUUUUAUGUGCACCAUACCACAGACAGGAC
Gigantopelta aegis is the source of this 5065-nucleotide messenger RNA. RefSeq names its product cleavage and polyadenylation specificity factor subunit 1-like. Lineage: Eukaryota; Metazoa; Mollusca; Gastropoda; Neomphalida; Peltospiridae. The transcript has 39 exons. Gene Ontology annotation, molecular function: protein binding; nucleic acid binding. The record is from RefSeq and is a predicted model, not a curated record. Gene Ontology annotation, cellular component: mRNA cleavage and polyadenylation specificity factor complex; nucleus. The coding region runs from base 150 to 4496 and encodes 1448 amino acids.